Molecule: messenger RNA, 2748 nt
Organism: Xyrichtys novacula (pearly razorfish)
Lineage: Eukaryota; Metazoa; Chordata; Actinopteri; Labriformes; Labridae
Source: the annotation of a GenBank genome assembly
GUGAAGAAUCUCAUGUUCAGGUUCAUAAUCUCAGGAUGUUAAAAAGAGGGUACGAGCGAGAGCCAACCUGAGGAAACUCUCACUGCGAACAAUAAAGAUUUACUGAAUUCUUUAUUUAGAGUUAUGUACAAACAAGUAAACUAAAAACAGGUCGUUUCGAACUUUAUCCAAGCUAAAGGUCUGGAAUUAAACUCAACAUAAAAGUGAUUUUUGUUCAAAAAACUGUUAUUCAUUAAAAAGAAACUAGGUGGAAUAGAUUUAUUACUGUCAUAAUUUAUUAAUUUUAAAUCAUUGCAAAUAAAAAAAAAAGACAUUUAUGUUCAAAAUUUAUUUUACCUUUUUUUUAAACAAAAAACUCGAUCAAAAUUAAAUUCUUCAGUGAAGCCGAUCAAAGUUUCAGCAAACGAACCGAAGUGAAGGAGAGAGAGUCCAAACAUGAGGGCAGAAUGAAAAUUAUAUUAAUAAUAAAAAUGAUAAUAAUAAUAAAAAUAUGAAUAAUAAUGAUAAUAAUAAUAAAAAUGCACAUUUUAGCUGGGCCUGACCUGUCUGCCAGGUUUCAUGAGUUUUUGAGUCCAUCUAGAAGGUUUUUAAGUUAAAAACUUAAAAAAAAAAAAAAUAAAUAAUAAUAAUAAUAAAUAAUAAUUUCAGUAAUUUCAAAAAGGCUCUUGCUUACUGCUUGCAUUGUUGGCUCAGGCCUUAAUAAUAAUAAUACUGAUAAUUAAAAUUAAAAUAAUGAUAAAGAGAUUAAAUUAAAAGAUUUUAAGUUCUGAUUUUAGUUUCCUAAAAAAAAGGAAAACAUCAAAUAAAAGGAAGAAAAAGCAAAUCUGUUUAUUUCUUUAUUGGAGCAGAUUAGAGACUGUCGUGUGUGUGAGUGUGUGUCUGUGUGUGUGUGUGUGUGUCUGUAUGUGUGUGUGUGUGUGUGUGUGUCUGUAUGUGAGUGUGUGUGUGCAAAAGUUAAAAACUCUAUAUUUUACAGAAAGUGUGAAUAAAAUUAAAUCCGUCAAAACAGGAAAACAACAACUUAGAGAAAUAGAUUUAAAUAAAACAACAAACUAUUCAAAAAGGUGAGAAAAAAUAAGAAAAUGUUGAUUUUCAGUCAAAUAAGAUGAAGUAAAAUAAUAAUUGAGAUUAAGUGAAAAUAAGACGUGAUGAGAUUGAAUCUGAUCGACUUUAUUGAAUUUAGGAGAAAUCUGUUUUUAAGGAUUAAAGGUGAUCAGAUACUGAUAAUAAAGUUAUUUAAGUUCAUAAAAGACUUUAUUUUAUAGUUUUAAUAAACUCUGAUCGUGCAGCAGGUUCCGUCCUUUAAUCUAGAAGAAUAUUUCGUCUCUUUUACAGAAAUACUUUGACACAGUUGCUGAUAUUUCCACAUUUUUUCUCUCAGAUUUAGUUAUGAAAUGUAAAUUUCUGUGGAUUGAAUUUGACUCUUAAAUUCGUGGAGAAUUCUUUUCCAAAUAAGAAACUUUGUGUUUUAAGAGCCGAAGAACUACAGACAGAUUCAUACGCUGCAGAAAAUAGUCCUUUAUAAUCGGGUUGGGCGGUAUUAAGGUACGAAGGUUUAUAGCGGCGUGUCUUUCAAAAACAGCGGUGUCAUUUUUAAGACCGUCAUGGCGCCGGUGAAAUGUUUUGUUUUGUACGUUUUGUUUUUACCGUAACUCCGUCAAAGUUUGUCUGAUCAGAAAAAUUCAACGGUGUUUGAAAGCUGAGAGUUGUGAGCGUGCGCCUCUAUAUGAUUCACUACGGUAGUGGUAACCACGUGAGGUAGGCCGCCAUCGCAAAACACAGGAGUGCUACACAGCGUCUCAGUACCGUAACGCCGUAACUUUGACAGGGGUGAGGGAGGAGAGAAGAGACGGAUCAGAAUAGUGUUUUUAUUAUUUUAUUAGAAAUAUAGUCGUAAAUAUUAGUAAACAGUUUUAUAAAAAGGUGACCAUGAGAGAUGGAAACACUUCUAACUUCAGGACGCAUCUCCGAAUCAACCAUCCUGUCGCUGCUGCGAGGAACGCCGAGGAACGACGACUACGUCCGCCGCCACUUAUACACAGCCGCCAAUAAUGGGGGCCUUCGGGAAGCAACAAAGUCCAAAAGGGAGCGUGAAAAAAACCUGAACUGAUGCAGAAAUACGAAGGAAAAGAAGCGAUCUGCACAGAAACGGUUCUGUUGAUUUAAUUCUUUGACUUUUUAAUCAGUUUCUAAUAAAAGUCGUAAAUAUCGUUCACAUUAUUUUGUUUCUGUUUUAUUAUUCAUGUUUGCUUUUCAGUUUCUGGUUUUGCGACGCCGUCUGAGCCUUGAGUCAUCAUUUUUAAUCGUCAUGGUAACACCGUACACCACUGUCAAACGUGGAGACGGUAUGACGAUAUCAAGAUUUAGAUACCGCCGAAUCCUCAACUCAAUAAACGCACAACUUCAAAAACCAGGCUAAAAAGAGGAGUGUGAAGGUUUGAGAGACGUUAUAUUUGGAUUCAUACGCUGCAGAAAAUAGUCCUUUCUCUCACUUUUACUUUCUCGCUGAUCGUCAGGAAUAAUCGGAAACCUUUGGCGAAGAGUGACCCCAGCAACAAAAUUCGAUUUUACUCGACUCGACAGGAAAAACCACUCCGACACGUAAAACAAACUCCUGUUCUGGAUCAAGACUCUGACGCUGUGGAGCAGCCGGGCGAAGUGCACUCCUCGGUUAGAGCACUCCAGCUGCACUCUGGGCGAGAGAGAGGGUUGAAGGACGGCGUGAGUGACAUGGCGGCGGCGGCGUGA